Molecule: messenger RNA, 1407 nt
Organism: Aspergillus versicolor CBS 583.65
Lineage: Eukaryota; Fungi; Ascomycota; Eurotiomycetes; Eurotiales; Aspergillaceae
Gene: ergS
Product: protein ergS
Exons: 1
Coding region: 1-1407 (468 amino acids)
Biological process (GO): phospholipid homeostasis
Molecular function (GO): aminoacyltransferase activity
Source: RefSeq, a predicted model, not a curated record
AUGACGCCGCAAACUCCGGCCAAUACUGCCAGGCCGCGUAGGAAACUACUUCUCGCUGAUACAAUCGGUCAAUCUCUAUGCCAGAAUCGGUCCUCUGCAAUUCCUCCUGAAAAUGCAUUGAACAGCCACCUCUCGGUCCCGACAAGCGGGCCACUGUCGCGAUUGUCGCCGAUCUCAUCGCAUGUAUACUACCCUCCCAGGCGCAUUCCCAGCAGCAACAGGACGUCUUCUGACACACUCGCAACCAAUUCCGAUCAAACGACACUCAACUAUACUAGCGAUGUCUCGGUGGGAAGCAACCGGAGCAACUCUUCCUCGAGCAGCCACAACCCAUCAUCCUGCAGCCGGAUCGUCAGCUUAAGUGGUACGGUUGCCGAGCAAGAUGUCGAACGACUGGCUAACAAGUACGGCCUUGCUUCUCAGAUGGGGCUGCUGGAUCCCAGCUAUCGUGUCUUUAUCAAUGACCAAGGCACAGCAGCACUGUCAUUCAAAGUCCUCAGCAGGGUCGCCGUCAUAAUGGGCGACCCAAUGUGCGAGUCGGUUCAAAUACCCAGUCUCCUGCAAGACUUCAAGCACUACCGCCGGCGGAAACGCUGGGGAAUGUCCAUCAUCGGCGCCACUGGAGAGCUGGUUCAAUAUGCAUCAACAACCAAGAAAUGGACAAUGAUGCAAUUCGGAAACAACAGAGUUUUCAACCCAUUAACAAACGAAAUAAUCCACGAAACUGGUGGGAAGCGCAUCCUCACGCAGAACCGACAGCUCCUCAAUCCCAAUAAGGGUGGCAUCACGCUAGACAUCUACAGCCCGUCCCUCCACGGCACGGACUUCAAGCUGGAAGCCCAGCUUGGCGCAAUCUACGACGCGUGGCGCCUCGCCCGUAACUCCAGCGGCAAGCCUCAGGCCUUCAUAACAGAAUACGACCCCUUCCUAAUGCCGUCACUUAUGACAUACAUCUACACUCGAGAUCCCUUGGGAGCAGUCAACGGCUUCACGGCUCUGCGCUGGCUCGGCGCAAAGGGCGGCUACCACGUCGACCCCUGUAUCGCUGCCCCUGCGGCACGCAAGGGCAUCAGCGAUCUUCUUCUCUUUGCCUCCAUGGCUUAUGCACGACAACUAGGUAUAUCGUACCUAAGUGUUGGUUACGAACCCUCUGAGUCCCUUGGCGAAGUAUCCGGCAUGCCCGCUCCGAUUGCGCGGCUGACGGACCGGGUAUAUCAGUAUACAUAUCACCAUCUUACCUUUGGCGGGAAGAAGGCGUAUUUUGACAAAUUCAGGCCGGACAGUAAACAGGACUCUCCUGUUUAUGUGAUCUUUCCUUCGAGAAUCCCUGAGCCGCGGCCUGUUGUUGCUGUUGCGCAUGUCGCGAAUAUCAGUAUCAGGCGGUUGCUGUUCGAGAAAGCGAGUUGA